CAGCAGCAGUGGCAGAGCCUAUUGCACCUCUUCACGAGGCAACGAUUGGACCCAUGAGUACACCUGUUGAACAUGACCCAGAGGCUAUGGCUCAUGGCGCAUCCGCAAUGGUCCUGAUGUGGCAGCCGGACCCACACCUUGCUCUGGUGCAAAUGCUGGCGCCGCAUGCGCUGCUCCGGCUGCUGCCUUCUCUCCAGCUGCACUGGCUGCUUCUCCUGCUGCUGCUUCUUCUGCUUCUUUAGCGCCCUCACCCAUCGCAGCAUCUCCAGGCACAGACACUACGCCCAACACCACCAAUGCAGCCUCAUUCGGUGUUGCUUCUCCCGUGGCUACCUCAGCCUCGGCUGCCUCUGUUCCCCGUGCCUCACCAUUCGGCCCAAGUCCCACUGGUCUCUUUGCUUCGCAGUGGACUCUCCCCGACCUUCCCCACAACACUUACGCAAACCAGCACAUCCCAGCCGUUCCGAACCUUCCAGACGUGCUGCCGAACCUCCCGAAUGGCCCACCGAACCUUCCGAACGUACCUGACUUCACUCAUCCUUCCAUGUCUGACCUUGUAGCAGGGUGGUUUUCAGGUGCCAGUCCAGGUGUGACUAUGCAGCAAUGGGGCUCUAUGGGAGGGUUAGGCACAGGGAUAGGAGCAAGCCCAGGUGUGACUGUACAGCAGUGGGGCAGUAUAGGAGGGGUAGGCUCAGGCAUCGGAGCCAGUCCGAGUGUGACUAUACAGCAGUGGAGCUCAAUGGGAGGGAUGCGCCCAGGAGUAGCAGCCAGCCCAGGUGUGACUAUAACGCAGUGGGGCUCGAUUGCAGGUGCCAGCCCAGGUGUGACUGUACAGCCAUGGGGCUCUACAGAAGGCGCAUCGGCAGUAAGGGCAGCAGCUGGGGCCGCUGGAGGGUCUGUUACUGCAGUGGCGGCAGGUGCCAGCCCAGGUGUGACUGUACAGCCAUGGGGCUCUAUUGAAGGGGCAGCAGGGCCAGGAGCAAGCCCCUCCGGAAUAAAUCAGCAGACUUGGAGCUCCACAACAGUACCUGCAGCAGCAGCAGCUGUUGCAGCAGCAGCAGCAGCUGUUGCAGCAGCAGCAGCAGCAACAAGUGGGGGAGCAGGUGCAGGAACAGGACCAGCAGCAAGGGGCAUAACACCAGCCACAGCGCCGGCAGCAGCAUCAGCCACCCUACCGGGUCUGGGGUUGUCUCUGGAGCAGCUGCUGCAGCAGGUGAAUCCAUCCUCGUUACAAGACGCGAGUUCGAUAAUAGACGCACUCAGCUUCCAAGCUUCUGUCGCCGCUUCAGCUGGACACCUCGGAUUUCCGUUCUCUACUGCCAGUAUGCCCACUUCACAAGGUCCAGCUGGUGGAGGUACCAUCUGUGCAGGUUCUACUGCUCCUGCACCAGCUGCCACCACUGCCCCUGCCGCUGCUGCUACUGCUGCAGCUUUCCCUGCUGCUAGCACUGCUAAUGCUGGAGGCAAUGGUUUUGCUAUGGAGGAAUCGGGUGCGGCUUGUGAGCCCAUGGAGCUGUAGACACAGUCGUAGACAUGGGCUGUAGCACCCCCUCUUAGUGGUGCAUGCCUUAUUGCAUCCUGAUCCCGUGCACCAGGACAUUCAAAUAUAUUUCCUGUGACAUGAUAUGCCAUGGCAUGUCGUGCCGGUGGCUCGACAUUGCAUUGCUUUCCUGUGCAUUGCUAGAGCGUAGUGAGUUGACUGUACCAUAGCCUCCGUUUGUGACUGUCUCACCCAUUGCUUGCAACACACGUUAA
This is a messenger RNA of Closterium sp. NIES-67, 1755 nucleotides long. NCBI's taxonomy places the organism in Eukaryota, Viridiplantae, Streptophyta, Zygnematophyceae, Desmidiales, Closteriaceae. The record is from the annotation of a GenBank genome assembly.